UAUUGUAUUUCGACAUCACUGCUCUCAAGUUUUAAUGUAGUACUUGUUCUACGAGACCGAAACGCACGCAUUCAAAGCAAAAGCUAAAAAUAGCCCCCCACCCGCCUCGUUAAAGGUUAACUGUUAUUCAUUCUUGUUUUGCGUGCGACCGUUUUCAUACGUAUUAUGGGAAAGCGAAGCCGUGCUAAGAAGCUUUUAAGGCUGGAGAAGGAGCUUUUUAGGUUAAAGAAGAAGCUUAAGAGGGAUGAUUGUUCGCCCUGUAGCAGCUCAAGGUCGAGGUCGCUGACCCCUACAGACCUUUCCGUGCGACUUUUGACUACACCUUCCCCCUCACAAGGAGGUGGCGGUUUUUCGUGCCUGGAGGUUAGUCCUGCUUCAGGACAGGCUUGGGAUGUUGGCGCCGAUUCUGCGUCCAUUGUGUUGGAUGCAGAGAAAGAAAACUUGGACUGUGCGUCGGCUCCUGUCGUUUUAUCUCCAUCGGAGCAGGAUGACUUGUUGUCGUUGUUGGGGAACGUUUCUACUCCAGCGACUUCGGUUGGACCACCAAUACACGACCGGAUUGCUAGUAAUUUGACUUUCAUUCUAAGAAAUGGGUUAAAAUCCGAAGACAUGUCCAAACUUUUACAGAAGUACCAGGUUCCUGAGAAUUGUAUUGCCGUUAAUAGCCCCAAGCUAAAUCCCUUGGUGUCCAUGUCGAUACCUGAUAAAUUCGUGCAGAGGGACGCAAAUUUAGCUAAGCUACAAGCUCGUUUAGGAGUGGCACUUGCAGCUACUUCGGUGUGUCUAAACACACUUCUUGGAGUCAAAUCUAUUGACAAGAGCAUAAUUGAAUCUUUGAACGAUUCAUUAAAAAUUAUGUCUGACAUCCAUUUUAAUCAAAGUCAGGUGCGAAGAUCUUUAAUAAGAUCGAAUAUAAGUGAGUCUCUACGGUCUACGUUGGAUGGAAUUGUUUUAGACGAUUUCUUAUUUGGAGCCGACUUAGAUGAAAAAGUUAAAGCUUCCAAAUCCCUGGAGAAAGUGUCGAAGGAUUUAAGUUUGACCAAACCGAAAGCUGUCGUACAUGGCUCAAAAAGCUUUCGCAACCCGCUUGUGUCCAAUCGGUGGAAUCGAGCACAGGGAGCAGUGAGAACUCCAAACACAGGCGGGCAGAAAAAGUUCACUCCCAAUCAGAGCUCCAACAAAAGGAAGCCAUGGCUCCAACCUCGAAAACAAUAAAAUCGCGUUCAUCCCCUAGCAAAAUCACUUUCCCUGGUUUCGUGCAAGUUAUCAGGGAAGCCUAUCGUUUGAGAGGAAUUCCUCCUGAAUCUUUUGAACUUUUCACCAACUCAAUAUCAUCAGCUACUUUAAAGCAGUACUCUUCGGCUCUUUCUAGAUGGUGGUAUUUUUGUGGGACUCAUGGUUGUGAUUUUUACAAUAGUUCUCACUCAGAUAUAAUUAAGUUUCUUACCGUUGAAUUUAAUAAAGGUGUAUCUUUUAGCUACCUAAAUGUCAUAAGAUCGGCAAUUAGUUUUGUUAGGGGCAAUGAUUUGGUAAACAAUCUAGAAGUUAAGAGAUUGUUUAAAGGAAUUUUUAGAAGUAGACCGCCUAGGAGAAAGUAUGACUCCAUCUGGGAUCCGAAUGUGAUUUUACAGCAUUUACAGACUCUUUUGCCUUCAGAGGACUUACCUUUGAAGGAUCUUUCUUUAAAACUAGUUACUUUAUUGGCUUUAACUACUGGCCAUAGGAUUCAGACUCUUUCUAAAAUUAAACUUUCUAACAUUGUAUUUUUGGAUAAGCAGAUUGAAAUUCGGAUCCCUGAUGAGAUCAAAACUUCUGGUUUAAAUAGAGUACAGCCUAAUUUGAUUUUGCCAUUUUUCUCUGACAAAAAGUUGUGCGCAGCGUAUACGCUCAAAGUUUAUAUUUCUAGGACUAGGAGUUUGCGGAAUUCAGCUGAUUCUUUAUUCAUUUCAUUUAAUAAACCGCAUUGUGCGAUUCACAGUACGCAAACCCUUAGUCGCUGGAUCAAGAUUGUUUUAUCAGAUAGUGGUGUCGAUGUCUCACUGUUUAAAUCGCAUAGUAUAAGACACGCUAGUACGUCGGCUGCUUUUAGAUCUGGAGUAAAUAUAGAUUCUAUUAGGAAGUCGGCUGGUUGGAGCAAAAGCUCAGAAACUUUUGCUAAUUUUUAUAACUUGCCUUUGUGUGAAUCCAACGUUUUUGCAAGUUCAAUUAUAAAUUUAUGAUUUCGAUUUAUGGUAGUUAUAUCUUUCAUAUUGUUUUUUAGGUGUAUUUCUGAUAAAUAUUAAAUUUGUAGCAAACUAAA
Messenger RNA from Photinus pyralis (common eastern firefly), 2299 nucleotides. RefSeq lists its product as uncharacterized. NCBI's taxonomy places the organism in Eukaryota, Metazoa, Arthropoda, Insecta, Coleoptera, Lampyridae. The record is from RefSeq and is a predicted model, not a curated record. The transcript is spliced from 3 exons. Bases 166 to 1215 code for a protein of 349 amino acids.